Messenger RNA from Diaporthe batatas, 1879 nucleotides. RefSeq names its product UDP-N-acetylglucosamine--dolichyl-phosphate N-acetylglucosaminephosphotransferase. Gene Ontology annotation, biological process: protein N-linked glycosylation; dolichol-linked oligosaccharide biosynthetic process. Gene Ontology annotation, cellular component: membrane. The record is from RefSeq and is a predicted model, not a curated record. Lineage: Eukaryota; Fungi; Ascomycota; Sordariomycetes; Diaporthales; Diaporthaceae. The coding region runs from base 145 to 1557 and encodes 470 amino acids. The transcript has 2 exons. Gene Ontology annotation, molecular function: UDP-N-acetylglucosamine-dolichyl-phosphate N-acetylglucosaminephosphotransferase activity.
CUCGUGGCCGACGAUCCCGUCACCCGUCUCGAGAACACACUCACUCAAUUUCCUCGCACUACUGGUCCUGACAACCCCAUUCCAUCCCCUCCCUGGGCUAGGGCCGGCCCUUGAACCUCAGCUCCUCACACUCCUCCGCCAGCCAUGGCGACGACCCCCGACCUCACCCGGACCGAGACGGUCAGCCUCGCCGCCCUCUCUGCCGCAUGUGGCACCAUCCUGGCCAACACCUUCCGCGGCGAGGGCGAGCCCCUGAUCGCCUCGCUCGCCCUGAGCGGCAUGGCCUACGCCGCCGCAUAUGCCAUGAUCCGCUGGCUGGGCCCGACCUUCAUCAAGGCCGGGCUCAAGGGCGUCGACAUGUCCAAGACCAACAGGAGAGAGAUCCCCGAGUGCGCCGGCGCAAUCUGCGCCGUCGUCUACCUGCUCGCCAUCAUAGUCUUCGCCCCGUUCCCUUUCUACAAGGACAUCGUGGCUGCUACCAGCGGCGGUGGCAACAGGGAUGUCGUCCUACACGUCGAGCAUGUUCAUGAGGGUCGCUUCUUACACAAGUUCCCUCAUAGCAAACUCGCGUCCUUCCUCUCCGCGAUACUCUCGCUUCAGGCCAUAACCAUCCUCGGCAUUGGCGACGACCUCUUCGACAUUCGCUGGCGGCACAAGUUCUUCAUCCCGGCCUUCGCCUCGAUCCCCCUCCUGAUCGUCUACUUUGUCGACUUCGGCGUCACCUCCAUCGUCCUCCCCAUCCCGCUCCAGUCCCUGGUGGGCAAGGAGCUGAUCGACCUCGGCGUCUUCUACUACAUCUACAUGGCAGCAUGUGCCAUCUUCUGCCCAAACUCGAUCAACAUCCUUGCCGGCAUCAACGGGAUCGAGGUCAUGCAGUCCAUCGUCAUCGCGCUGCUGCUGGUCCUCAACGACGCCCUCUAUCUCACCACCGCCUACCCCCACCCGGCCGUGGACAGCCAUCUCUUCAGCUUAUACUUCCUCCUGCCCUUCCUGGGCGUGAGCCUCGCCCUCUUCGCCCACAACAAGUACCCGGCCCGCGUCUUCGUCGGCGACACCUAUUGCUACUUCGCAGGCAUGGUCUUCGUGGUUGUCAGCGUCCUGGGCCACUUCAGCAAGACCCUGAUGCUGCUCCUGAUCCCCCAGGUCGCCAACUUCCUCUACUCGGCGCCCCAGCUCUUCCACAUCAUCCCCUGCCCGCGCCACCGCCUGCCCAGGUUCAACUCCCGCACCGGCCUGCUCGAGCCCUCCGUCACCCCCUGGACCCCCGAGAGGCAGCCCGCGGCCCCCGUCGCCGCCGUCAUCCGCCUGCUGGGCCGCCUGCGCCUGCUCAAGGUCGUCACCGCCACCGACAAGGAGACGGGCCAGGAGCGCUUCGAGGAGACGAGCAACCUGACCAUUCUGAACCUGUGGCUGGUCUGGCGCGGGCCCCUCCGCGAGGACCGCCUCGCCUGGGAGCUUACCGCCUUCCAGGUCGCGUGCGGGCUGUUCGGACUCUUUGUCCGCCACAAGCUCGCGCUGCUCGUCUUUAAGGAGGACAACUGGAGCUUGCUGUUGUGAGUAAAUCCGGGCUUGGCACCAGAAGGAUCGAGAGCGUUCCCAAGCCCUCGAAGCUAUAUAUUGUCUAUUUUCGCUUUCCGUUUGGAAAAACCCAUUGUUCCUUUUCUUGUUUCUCUUGCUUCGCGUUUGGGCAGUUUAUCUCCCACCAUCAAAAGCUUAAGAUGUAUAUAAGGGAUUUUGGGCGUUUAUGCAUACAUGAUACCAGGUGGCGGCAUAUUGCGCAGACACGCAGAUAGGCAAGGAUAUGCAACAAAAGUUUCGGACCGAUUCUCGAGUUUCUCAUAUCAUCCAGUGGCCUAUUAAAACUCGCACAGCCUGCUUC